AUGAAGUCAGACAGAAAGGUGGCCGCAAGACGUCAUUCUCUCAACUCUUUUGAGGCAAUGCUCUCAGUUCUCUUCAUUAUUCUUAUAGUCCUCUGUGCUGGGUUAAUUGCAGUGUCCUGGCUGGCAAUCAAGGAAUCAGAAACAGAUGCAGCCCUUGGAAAAAGUCAUGAAGUCAGAGGGACAUUUAAAAUAACAUCUGGAGUGACAUAUAAUCCUAAUUUACAAGACAGACUCUCAGCGGAUUUCAAAGUUCUUGCUUUUGACCUUCAGCAAAUGAUAGAUCAGAUCUUUGAAUCAAGUAAUCUGAAGAAUGAAUAUAAGAAAUCGAGCAUUUUCCAAUUUGAAAAUGGCAGCGUUAUAGUCCUUUUUGACCUUUUUUUUGCUCAGUGGGUAUCAGAUGAAAAUGUAAAAGAAGAACUGAUUCAAGGCAUUGAAGCAAAUACAUCCAGCCAACUGGUCACUUUCCGUAUUGAUUUGAACAGCAUUGAUAUCACAGCAUCUUUGGGUGACUUCUCCACAGCAUUCCCUGUAACUACUUCAGGCAGUGUCCCAGUAGAGUGCCAGCCUGGUUCACGACCCUGUGCUAACACUUGGAACUGUAUAGCAACUGAUUUAUUUUGUGAUGGAGAAGUGAAUUGUCCAGAUGGUUCAGAUGAAGACACAGAACUGUGUGCCACAGCUUGUGAUGGAAGGUUUUUGUUGACGGAAAAUUCUGGAUCUUUCCAAGCUGAUCAUUACCCAGGGUCAGACAGUUCAGGUGUUGUUUGCCGCUGGAUCAUCAGUGUAAACCAAGGACUUUCCAUUCAGAUCAGCUUUGGAUCUUUUAUUGCACAUUAUACUGAUGUGUUAGAUAUUUAUGAAGGCAUAGGACCCAGCAAAAUUUUAAGAGCCUCUUUUGUGGAAACUGAUCCUGGAACAGUUCGAAUUUUCUCCAACCUAGUUACAGUCGCCUUUCUGGUAGAAUCUGAUGAAAGUGAUUACAUUGGCUUUAAUGCGACCUACGGCACCUUUAACAGCAACGACCUUAGCAAUGAUGCGAAAAUCAACUGUACUUUUGAAGAUGGCUUUUGCUUCUGGGUCCAGGAUCUUGAUGACGAUAACGAGUGGGCAAGAAUUCGGGGGCCACAGUUUCCUCUCUUCACAGGACCAUCUUUUGACCACACAUUUGGAAACGAUUCAGGAUUUUACAUUUCUACACCAACUGAACAAUGCUGGAGAAGAGAAAGAGUGGGGCUUUUAAGCCUCUCUUUAGAGCUCGCUUCGGAGCCUGCCUGCCUUCAUUUCUGGUAUUACAUGUGUUGUGAAAAUGUCUACAACUUAAGCAUCCAAAUCAGCAGUGAUGAAAGCACAGGCAAGACAGUUUUUCAAAGAACAGGAAAUUAUGGGAGGAAUUGGAAUUAUGGCCAAGUUACAUUUAAUGAAACAGGGAAAUUUAAGGUUGUAUUCAAUGCGUUUAGAAACCCAGGUUUUAGUACAAUAGGUCUGGAUGACAUAAACCUAACAAAUGGAAUCUGUAGUGAGAGUCCUUAUCCAGAACCAACUUUGGUUCCUACACCUCCACCAGAACUUCCUACUGACUGCGGAGGACCUUUUGAAUUAUGGGAGCCAAACACAACAUUCAGUUCUCCCAACUUUCCAGAUAUCUACCCUAAUCAAGCUUUCUGUGUAUGGAAUUUAAAUGCACAGAAGGGAAAAAAUAUCCAACUUCAUUUUCAAGAGUUUGAGUUGGAAAGCAUCAAUGAUGUGGUUGAAGUGAGAGAUGGGGGAGAAGUUGACUCCUUACUCUUAGCUGUGUACACAGGGCCUGGCCCUGUGAAGGACGUGUUCUCCACCACCAACAGGAUGACUGUGCUUUUCAUCACAAGCACAAUGACGGCAAGCAGGGGCUUCAAAGCAAAUUUCACUACUGGAUAUUACUUGGGCAUCCCAGAGCCCUGCCAGGAUGAAGAAUUUCAGUGUAAAGAUGGAAAGUGCAUUCCAAUGGGGAACCUCUGUGAUGGACACACACACUGUGCUGAUGGCUCAGAUGAAGAAGACUGUGUGCGGUUUCUCAAUGGCACAAUGAACAACAAUGGUUUGGUACAGUUCAAAAUCCAUAGUGUUUGGCAUGUCACUUGUGCCGAGAACUGGACUGCACAGAUUUCAAAUGAAGUUUGUCAACUCCUGGGACAAGGAAGUGCAAACUCAUCAAUGACAACAUUCUCUGAUGGAGAUGGACCUUUUGUGAGUUUAAACAAAGCCCCUAAUGGCAGCUUGACACUAACACCCAGUCUUCAGUGCUCACAAAAUUUAUUGAUCAUGCUACAUUGUAACCAUAAAUCAUGUGGAGAAAAAAUGGUGGCCUUGAAUGUCAACCCAAAGAUCGUUGGUGGAAGUGAUGCCGAGGCAGGGUCGUGGCCCUGGCUUGUGGCUCUGUAUUACAGAGAAAGUUACAGAGACCAGCUGCUCUGUGGUGCGUCUCUCGUCAGCAGUGAAUGGCUAGUGUCUGCUGCACACUGUGUCUAUGGACGAAAUGUAGAUCCAACCAGGUGGACAGCAGUCUUGGGCCUGCAUAUGCAAUCAAAUCUGACUUCUCCUCAAGUAGAAAGACGGGUAAUCGAUCAAAUUGUCAUCAGUCCUCAUUAUGAUAGGAGAAGAAAGUUCAAUGACAUUGUUAUGAUGCACCUUGAAUUUAAAGUGAAUUACACAGAUUAUAUCCAGCCUAUUUGUUUACCAGAAGAAAAUCAAAUAUUCAGUCCAGGGAGAAUUUGUUCAAUUGCUGGCUGGGGAGCUACUGAAUACGGAGGUUCUACUGUUAAUGUGCAGCAAGAAGCUGAUGUUCCUCUUAUAUCCAAUGAGAAGUGCCAGCAACAGCUGCCAGAAUACAACAUCACUGGAAAUAUGAUAUGUGCAGGAUAUGAAGAAGGAGGCAUUGAUUCUUGUCAGGGUGAUUCGGGAGGACCGUUAAUGUGUCAAGAAAACAACAGGUGGUUUCUUGUUGGUGUGACAUCAUUUGGAGUCAGAUGUGCACUGCCUAAUCGCCCUGGCGUAUAUGUCCGGGUCUCAGAGUUUGUAGAGUGGAUACAGAGUUUUCUACAUUAG
Molecule: messenger RNA, 3081 nt
Organism: Microtus oregoni (creeping vole)
Lineage: Eukaryota; Metazoa; Chordata; Mammalia; Rodentia; Cricetidae
Gene: Tmprss15
Product: transmembrane serine protease 15
Exons: 25
Coding region: 1-3081 (1026 amino acids)
Biological process (GO): proteolysis
Cellular component (GO): membrane
Molecular function (GO): protein binding; serine-type endopeptidase activity
Source: RefSeq, a predicted model, not a curated record